Brenthis ino (lesser marbled fritillary) is the source of this 1326-nucleotide messenger RNA. Lineage: Eukaryota; Metazoa; Arthropoda; Insecta; Lepidoptera; Nymphalidae. The record is from the annotation of a GenBank genome assembly.
AUGCAUUCAUCCGAAAUGCAAAAAAGUGUUUCAGUGCAAGUAGAUAGUGAUUUUGCCCUAAUACUUCCUAGCGGUGCAUAUGAGAUUAUGAAAAUGGAGCCAAGAUCUAAGCUUCGUAAAGUGAUAUUUUUCUGUUUACUACUUUCACUAUUUGGUAUGGUGGCAUUUGGAUAUUUCUGUCCAGAUCAGGUGUGUGCUCUUACACCGAGGGAACGGGUGUCAGAAUCACUUGCGCUUUCAUAUGCGGAAGCUCCAGGCCGACCAUUGCCAGACUUGAUUGCACAGCCAGGAAUUUCGUAUGAUGAAGUCUUGCACGAGGACUUUCGAUUUGAUCUCAAUGCUCACGAUGUCAUGGUCUUUCUUCACAUACAGAAGACCGGAGGCACCUCUUUCGGAAGACAUCUCGUAAUGGAUCUUGAUUUGAAGAGGCCGUGUAAUUGUCAACGGGCGCGUAAACGGUGCCAUUGUUUUCGACCGCACAGCAACGAAAUAUGGCUCUUUUCGAGAUACUCCACUGGCUGGAAAUGCGGUCUUCACGCUGAUUUCACAGAGCUGACUGCUUGUGUGGGCGGCGAGUUGGACCGACAUGAAGGUUCCACUGUGCACAGACGAUAUUUCUACAUUACUCUUCUUAGAGAACCUGUUGCAAGAUAUUUAUCAGAGUACCGACACGUGAAACGAGGAGCAACAUGGAAGGGCUCGAGGCACUGGUGCCAAGGUCGCACUGCUACUGCUGCGGAAGUGCCGCCAUGUUACACGGGGGAUUCAUGGCGAGGUGUCACCCUUGAGGAGUUUGCAGCAUGUCCCUGGAACUUAGCGAACAACAGACAGACCCGCAUGCUGGCGGACUUAGCUCUCGUCGGAUGCUACAACGGGACAUUGCGACAUCGCACCUCUGACACGGAUAGGGUGCUACUCGCAUCUGCUAAGCGUAACUUGGUGGCCUUGUCGUACUUUGGGCUUACGGAAUUCCAAAAGAUAUCACAGUACGUGUUCGAGGAGACAUUCAAUCUUCGGUUCGCCGUGCCUUUCACGCAGCACAACGCAACAGUGUCGGGGGCAACUCUUGCCGCCCUGUCACCUGCUCAGAUCGCGCACAUACGACAACUCAACUCACUCGAUUUGGAACUGUAUGAAUUCGCUAAAACUCUUAUGUUUAAAAGAUUCGAAGCGCUUAAGAAUCGGGAUAGUGACUUCGAGUUCCGAUGGCGGCAUCUCGGCGAGGUAGCCCCGCGAAGUGGCGUUACCGAGUUCGACUGGGAUAGUAAUUUAGAGGACGCUACCACAGAGAAAUAUAAAGGCAAAUCCUUUAAGUCGAAGAAAGUU